Messenger RNA from Oncorhynchus nerka (sockeye salmon), 4007 nucleotides. RefSeq names its product von Willebrand factor A domain containing 3A (gene vwa3a). Lineage: Eukaryota; Metazoa; Chordata; Actinopteri; Salmoniformes; Salmonidae. Bases 143 to 3523 code for a protein of 1126 amino acids. The transcript is spliced from 31 exons. The record is from RefSeq and is a predicted model, not a curated record.
UUUAAGAAGCGUUGAGACAAAACCGGUGAUUGCAUAAACUGUCGCGAGGCACCUGUCGGACACAUCCAUGUUUUGCGUCUUCAGAAUGUAUUGAGAAAGACGCUCUGAUUGUCCACCGGUCGACCCUGCAAGCAAAGGUGUGAUGGAAGCGGCCAGUACUUCCCUCAGAGAUGACUGCCCUCCCUGGGAAGAUGUGUCUCUGUCUGCCCCUCACAGAGACGAUGGUCUACUGGUCACCCAUGUCAACCAAACACAGGACUUACUGAGGUCACAGGGUCAGGCUGCGGAGUGGAAGAGCUCCUCUGAUUGGCUCCUGACCCACAGUCUCUACAGCUCCGGCCUCUCCCUAUCAACACUCCUCUCACACGGGACCACCAAGAUCAGUGCUGAGGAGGACGGAGGCCACAGCAGACAGCUGGAGAUCACUGCUGCAGCACUCAUUCACUUUGACUUCCAGCUGUACCAGGCCAUUGAGCUGUACCAUGGCAGAAUAAGAUGGCUGAACCAAGGAAGUAUGAAGGUGUUUGGGCUGGUGAAGGGGUCCAGAGUAGGGGUCAUAGUUGACACCUCAGAUGUUAACUGCACCAAGGACAGACUGCCAGAUCUACAGAGGAACCUCCUGUCUCUGAUAGAAGAGCAGCUCAGCUGUAAGCGUCAGCUGUACCUGAUGUCCUGUGGUACUGAGACCAGCAGCCUUUGGGACAGCCCCAGAGACGUCGACACCUUCAGACUGCAGGAGGCUUGUGGCUGGGUGGAUGAGCUGGGAGCCAGGGGGGGAUGUAACCUCCUCCAGGCCUGGAAGAGAGGCCUUGGCCUGGACUGCACUCAGCUUGACUCCUUGGUCAUCGUCCUGGGCUCCAGCCCUGACCAGACCGCAGAUGCCCUCUUUGAUUACGUAGGACAAAGCAUUUUGGGAAGGACGUUGUUGAUCCAUGUGGUGUCCUACUGUAGCAUUAGCCCUCUGACCAUUACAACUGUAAAGAGACUAGCUGAAGUUACACAGGGACGCCACCACAUCUUCUCAGCUUCUCUGGGUGUAGUAGACAGCAGUACAGAUGUGGAGCUGCUGUGGACAGAGAUCAAGGCAGCCAGAGAGCUGCUGGGACACACUGAGGCCCUGCGUCAGGGACGGCUGGGGGACAUGACUGUCACUGUGGUGGGACAGCAGAUUUCCACAGAGUUGGACAGCUUUUCACUCUCUCCUUCGCUCCCCAGACCACCCAAUCACAAUGUCCCCCUGAGCAUCAAGCCCCCAGGUGUCCCGCCCAGCUCCUCGGCUGAUUGGCUGAGGAACCAUGGACUGAAAGCUAAGAGACUGGGGCUGUACCAGGUUCUGUCUCCCAAUGCCUAUUCUCUACUGGAGGGGUUUGUUCCUAUCCUGAACAAGACUGUCAGCUCAACAGUCCAUGAGAAGGCCAUGGUGCAGUGUGAGUGGCAUGAUGGAACGGUGAAGAACGUUCAUGUGGACUUGCCCUUAAUCUACCACUACCAGAAACAGCUGAUGUCUGCAGUGUCUGUGUUGGAGAGGAGGGUGCAGUGGCUGAGCAGUGGGAGCAGGCAGAUCUGGGGGACAGUGUGUGAACAGAGGGUGGUGAUUGUGGUAGACAUGUCUAUGAUGAUCCCUGGCUUCUCUCUCCACAUCCAGCACUCCAUCAGAGUGCUACUGGAGGAGCAGCUGGCCAACAAACACAGCUUCAACAUCAUCGCGUUCGGCUCAGCUGUCAGAGCUUGGAGGGAGAGGUUGGCCCUCACCUCACCAGAGAACCUGCAGGAAGCCUGGCAGUGGGUCCAGGGUUUACAGUGUUCAGGGAGCAGGAACACCAUGGCUGCUCUGAGGCUGUCUCUGGAGGGGGACCUCAAUAGUGGGGCACCCUCCCUCUCUCCCGCUCCUGUUCUCCCUCCAUCCCCCCCUCUCACCCAGGGCCUCUACCUCUUCACCAGUGGAUUGCCUGACCAGGAAAUUGCAACGGUGUCUUCAUAUGUGUCAGAGUGCUGCAGUGUCCGGCCUCUACGUCUCCACAUCUGUCUGUUGACUGGAGAGGAGACAGAGGGACAGACAGAGGUACAGACGGGGGGUUGCCCUCCACCUCGCCAUGCCACCAGGGAGGAGACUGCGGGGGCACUGAGGGAACUGGCACAAGCUGGCAACGGACGCUUCCACUGGAUCAGUGAGACAGGCAUCCUGGAGAGCGAUGACAUAACUGCUCUGAUUGGAGAGAUGGAGAGGGCUGCUAAUUAUUGGCAGAAGCAGCAAAUGAAGGAAGGCCGAACAAACGAGCAUUCCUCCUCUCAGAAGGCUCUCGCAUGGCAUCCCAGUAGUGCCACAUCUACUAUCCCACCGGUACAGCCCAUGACUGGUUGGGGUCCAGUAGAGACUAAAGGCAGGCAGCGGAAGCCUUCUCAGGUCACCCAGUCUGUGUUCUACCUGGAAGAUGGUAACUUGGGUGUGGUGUUCAAGUCUUACCCCAAACCUAAAAGUGUCCGAAAGUCCAUCCCCUUAGUGACUCUGCCAAAGCAGGAAGAGAUCUGCUCGACCAAACGGUGGCUGAAGAGGUUCAGUAUUAAGAGGCAGAAGCUUGACAUCUAUAAGCUGGUGUCUGGACCUGACUGUACUCAUCAUAAGAAGCUGGUCCCUUCGGUCCUCAAGAGAGUGUCUGCCAAAUACUGCUCCAUCUUCCCCAGUGUCCACAUCAAUGGGAUGGUGAAGCACCUGCAGCUGACUCCAGGAGAGUUAAAACAGUACCUUACUCAGACUGAGAGACUCCUGCUGCGCUACAUGCAGAGGCUGCAAUGGCUGCUCUCCGGUAGCAGGCGUGUGUUUGGGGCGGUGCUGGAGAGGGAGGUGUGUGUGCUGCUGGAUGUGUCCGGCUCCAUGGCUCCCUGCCUGGGGGAGCUGAAGACCAAGCUGGCCUCUCUCAUCUGGGAACAGCUGCAUCACAACACAGUCAGGUUCUCUCUGCUGGCGUUCUCCGAGGGGGUGAAGGCGUGGCGUCCGGCACUGCAGGAGCCUACAGAGGAGGCAUGCCGCGACGCGGUGCAGUGGGCAUAUCAGCUCAACACCCAUGGGGGAACCAACACUCUGGAGGCCCUACAGACUGGCUGUGGGUUUGGGGACAGUGUGGGCCUGUACCUGCUGAGUGAUGGGAAGCCAGAUUCCAGCUGCAGCCUGGUGCUGAAAGAGACGGAGAGGCUGACCACAGGGAACCACAUUACUAUCCACACUGUCUCAUUCAACUGCACAGACAGCUCAGCCAAUGACUUUCUGAAGAAACUGGCUCACCAAACUGGGGGUCGGUACCACCGUUGUCAUGACAAUGUGGAUGCGCUCAGUGGGCUGUUGGAAUCGGGCCUUAGUGAUGGAGACGAACCUACCCUGCCGGCCCUCGAGGGAGAUGACUUGAGGAGACUGGCUCAGGAAAUUGACAAACUGAGACAUUUCCGGAAGCAGGCACAGGUCUUCAGGGAAAUCAUUUUGGAAAAGAAGAAUCCAGAGGAAUCAACAAGAAUCAACCAAACAGACUAGAUUACUGUAAACCCAAGAAUUUGACUUCAAUGAUUUUAUAUACACAUUUGUAAUUUAGAUUUUCAAUGACUCAAUAUAUGAAGAAAGUGGUUGUUAAGAGAUUAAAACAGGUGUGCAUGAAUUUUGUCAGAUUAACCAUAUACUGUACACAGUUCUAUUUGACCUAAUUUGGGUGUGCAGUAUGCUUUGUUCAGAUUGACAAAGCUCUGCUUUUCUUAAUUUAAAACUAGAAUGCUUAGUUGCUACAUCCAUUUUUUACUUAUAAAUGAUUUCUAUAUAUAUACCCAUUGAUUCUUGAAGAAUAUAAUGUACUGUAUAAAUGCCUCAUGAGCUUACUUCAACUGUCAUACCCAUCAGAAAGCUUGUUUUACUCCAAUGUUUGUAAAAAAGGUACAUGUGAACAAACACUGUACAGCCUAAAGAGGCAGGGCUGACUGCUUGGUAUUGUUUCUCUAGUUUGAAAUAAAAACACCUAAUAACCUUA